CUGUACCUGUCCCCAUUCAUGGCCUUUCCAGUCCACAGAAAUGGAAACCUCUCACUGGUGCCCUUGUGGGAGUUUGUGCUGGUGGGAUUUGGGGGCAGUGCAGAGACUCAGGCCCUGCUCUUUGCUGUCUUCCUGGCCCUGUAUGUGGUGACCAUCCUGGGAAACCUGACCAUGAUCGUGGUCAUCACCCUGGAUGCCCGCCUGCACUCCCCCAUGUACUUCUUCCUCAAGAACCUGUCCUUCCUUGACCUCUGCUACUCCUCUGCCAUAGCCCCCAAAGCCCUGGCCAUCUUCCUCUCCUCCAAAGUCAUCAGUUUUGAGGCCUGUGCCACACAGCUCUUCUUCUUCUCUCUGCUGGUCACCACCGAGGGCUUCCUCUUGGCUGUGAUGGCCUAUGACCGCUUCCUGGCCAUCUGCAGUCCCUUGAGGUACCCUGUGACCAUGUGCCCCAUUGCCCGUGCCCGCCUGGUUCUGGGCACCUACUGUGGAGGCUGCCUGAACUCCAUCGUGCAGACCAGCCUCACAUUCCGGCUGCCCUUCUGCAGGUCCAACCGCAUUGACCACUUCUUCUGUGACGUGCCCCCCCUGCUCCGGCUUGCCUGUGCCAACACAGCCCUCAAUGAGCUUGUCAUGUUUGGCAUCUGUGGGCUCAUAAUUGUGUGUACCAGUCUUGUGGUCCUCAUCUCCUAUGGCUACAUCACCGUGACCAUCCUCAGGAUGCACUCGGGAUCUGGGCGGCACAAGGUCUUCUCCACCUGUGGCUCCCACAUGACAGCUGUGUCCUUGUUUUAUGGAACUGUGUUUGUCAUGUAUGCGCAACCAGGAGCUGUGGAGUCUAUGGAGCAGGGCAAGGUGGUCUCUGUCUUCUACACCCUGGUCAUCCCCAUGCUCAACCCCCUCAUCUACAGUCUGCGGAACAAGGAUGUGAAGGAUGCCUUGAGGAGGCUGGGACACAGACACAGCCUUGUGAAGGACGGUUGCAGAUGA
Nannospalax galili (Upper Galilee mountains blind mole rat) is the source of this 987-nucleotide messenger RNA. RefSeq names its product olfactory receptor 12-like. Lineage: Eukaryota; Metazoa; Chordata; Mammalia; Rodentia; Spalacidae. The record is from RefSeq and is a predicted model, not a curated record. Gene Ontology annotation, molecular function: olfactory receptor activity; odorant binding; G protein-coupled receptor activity. Bases 19 to 987 code for a protein of 322 amino acids. Gene Ontology annotation, cellular component: membrane. The transcript has a single exon. Gene Ontology annotation, biological process: sensory perception of smell; G protein-coupled receptor signaling pathway.